AUGGCUGAAAUACGCUACGAUGGUCAGGUCGUCGUAAUAACAGGAGGGGGUGCAGGUCUUGGAAAAACCUAUGCCAAAUUCUUUGCUGCACGAGGGGCCAAAGUUGUGGUCAAUGACUUGGGCGGGACGUUCAAUGGCAAACCCGGUGCAAACGCCGCAGUCGCAGAUGUGGUAGUCAAGGAGAUCAAGGACGCCGGUGGCGAGGCCGUAGCAAACUACAAUGCCGUUCAGGAAGGCGAGAAGAUCGUCAAGACUGCAAUCUACAACUAUGGCCGAGUGGAUGUACUGAUCAACAAUGCUGGAAUCCUAAGGGACAUCACCAUCCGCAACAUGAAAGAUGAAGACUGGGACGUCAUCAUGGAUGUGCAUGUCACUGGUGCAAUGCGAACAGCCCGAGCUGCCUGGCCGUUCUUCCGCAAGCAGCGGUAUGGCAAGGUCAUCAACACUUCAUCCUCUUCUGGACUUUUCGGAAACUUCGGACAAGCCAACUAUGCGGCAGCGAAGAUGGCACUGGUCGGUUUCACGGAGACGCUCGCAAAGGAAGGGCUCAAGUAUAAUAUCCACUGCAACGUCCUCGCUCCUGCAGCUGCUUCCAGAUUAACUCAGACAGUUUGGCCGCCAGAGAUGAUGGAGGCCAUGAAUCCUGCUUCUGUUGUUCCUCUAGUCGGCGUGCUGGUGCACCCGAGCUGCUCGGAGACAGGCAGCAUCUUCGAGGCUGGAGCCGGCCACUACUCCAAGAUCCGAUGGCAGCGAAGCAAAGGCUUCAUCGCCAGACCGGAUGACAGCCUCACUCCGGACGUUGUACUGCGGAACUACGACAAGAUCAUCGACUUCUCCAAAGGCUCCAGCUACCCCAAAGGCGUUGCAAACAGCGUGGACUUGCUGGAGGAAGCCAUGGCGCAGCCCAGUAACGUGCGAGGAGAUGCAUUGGACUUCAAGGGCAAGGUCGUGCUCGUCACUGGUGGUGGUGCUGGCUUGGGCAGGGCGUACGCAAUGCAGUUUGCCAAGUUGGGCGCAAACGUUGUUGUAAACGACCUCGAAGGGGCAGAUGAGGUGGCCCAAGAGAUCCGCGAUGCGAAGGGAGAAGCAACAUCCCAAGCCAUCAGUGUCGAAGACGGGGAUGCCGUGGUCAAGCACGUGAUCGAUGCGUACGGCCGGAUAGAUGUCAUCGUGAACAACGCUGGCAUCCUGCGUGACAAGGCGUUCCAGGUUACCAGAGCAGCGUGGCCACAUUUUCUGAAGCAGAAGUACGGCCGCAUAGUUAACAUUACCUCUACGAGCGGCAUCUACGGCAACUUUGGUCAAGCGAACUACGCCGCUGCGAAAUGUGGCAUCAUCGGCUUCACCAAGGUCUGCGCUCGGGAAGGAGCCAAAUACAACAUCGUCGCCAACGCCGUAGCGCCGUCCGCCGGCACCAACAUGACAAAGACUGUGUGGGCUGACGAACAAGUACAAGCCAUCAGCCCGGCCUUCGUCGCUCCGCUGGUCGCAGCUUUGUGCUCGGAGAAACCUCCAGCUAUGGCGCAGUUGUUCGAGAGCGCGAGUGGCAGCUUUGCGUGCACGAGAUGGCAGAGGACAAGAGGGUAUGACUUUGAGCAUGAGAAGGGCGUGCCUGCUGUAGAAGAGGUGGCGAAGGUGUUCAACGAGAUCUGCAACUUCGACAAUGGACAAGCAGAUAACCCAGACACUCCCGCGGAAGGUAGCAAAUGGACUAUGGGCAAUGUGAUGAAAAACCCAAAGCUUAAGGCGAGCAUGCAAGCAGAAAAUCGUGCGAACCGCAAGUAUCUUCAAAAGAUCUAUGAGGCCAUGCAAAUGAAAGGCACGCCGGCAACCUACAGCUACACGGAUCGAGAUGCCAUCCUCUACAACCUAGGAAUUGGCGCUAAACGUACCGAUCUCAAUCUCGUUUUUGAAGGCUCCGACAACUUUGAAGUUCUUCCAACUUUUGGGGUUGUGCCAACAUAUUUCGCACGACUGCCCUUCGAGAUGAAGGAUAUUCUGCCGAACUUUGACCCUCGCAUGCUGCUACACGGCGAACAAUACCUCGAGAUCAAGCAGUUCCCCAUCCCAACAUGCGGGACCCUAAAAUCUGCUACAAGCCUUGUGGAAGUGGUAGACAAGGGCAAUGCUGCUAUUGUCCGGAGAGGCAACACCACCACCGACGAAGCCGGCAAGCCAGUCUUCUACAAUGAAAGCGUGGCCUUCAUCCGCAAUUCGGGCGGCUUCGGCGGCGGGCGCCAACCGAGUGACCGCGGAGCAGCCACCGGCGCAAACAACCCACCCUCUCGUCGGCCCGAUAAGGUUGUCGAGGAGAAGACGUCGGACGAUCUCGCGGCCCUCUACAGACUGAUGGGCGACUACAAUCCGCUUCACAUCGAUCCGGCGUUCUCAAGAGUCGGGGGAUUUGACGUACCGAUCUUGCACGGCCUGGCCACGUUUGGCAUCUCCGGCAAACAUGUGUAUCAAGCGUAUGGCCCGUACAAGAAUAUUAAGGUGAGGUUUGCUGGUACAGUGUUGCCAGGGCAGACGAUCGUUACCGAGAUGUGGAAGGAAAGCGGGAAGGUUGUGUAUCGGGCGAAGGUCAAAGAGACCGGGAAGGCUUGCAUCAGCAAUGCUGCCGUGGAGCUGAUGGGCGGGAAGUCUACGUUGUGA
This is a messenger RNA of Saxophila tyrrhenica, 2652 nucleotides long. RefSeq lists its product as uncharacterized. The record is from RefSeq and is a predicted model, not a curated record. The transcript is spliced from 11 exons. Bases 1 to 2652 code for a protein of 883 amino acids. Gene Ontology annotation, molecular function: oxidoreductase activity. Lineage: Eukaryota; Fungi; Ascomycota; Dothideomycetes; Mycosphaerellales; Extremaceae.